This is a messenger RNA of Myodes glareolus (Bank vole), 7360 nucleotides long. RefSeq names its product solute carrier family 16 member 7 (gene Slc16a7). Gene Ontology annotation, biological process: plasma membrane lactate transport. NCBI's taxonomy places the organism in Eukaryota, Metazoa, Chordata, Mammalia, Rodentia, Cricetidae. The record is from RefSeq and is a predicted model, not a curated record. Gene Ontology annotation, molecular function: lactate transmembrane transporter activity. Gene Ontology annotation, cellular component: basolateral plasma membrane.
GUGUCAUUAGUCACUGACUUUAAAUUCUCCUUCUGAACUGUUCACCAGUUGCUUCCAAAACAAACAUGUUUUGGGGGCUUCUGUGGAGAGAAAGAGGAGAUUUAAGAGAAGGAGUCAAAGUUGGGAUGCCCUGCUUUCCUAUUGACCUACACAAGGAUAUCUGGGCGCCGUGAACGCAGAACAGUGCCUCCCUUGAGCUAGCUGCUCUGAGUCCUCAACAAGCGGCUAAUGCAGCUUCUCUCUCUCUCUCUCUCCAGAUAAUCUGGAGUCGGCUCUACCUCUCCCUUUAUAUUGCCUUCAAUUACUACUCAUCAUCAGAAAGUGACUAGGCGUAGAUAUACACACCACCCAAAGAAAUCCGUGAAAGUGCUCAUCUGACAACAGGUUGCUCUAGUCUCCAGCAGAGGUGCAGAAAUGCCAUCGGAGAGUGCUCCUCCUCCUCCACACCCCCUUCCUCCAGAUGGAGGGUGGGGUUGGGUAGUAGUUUGCGCAUCCUUUAUCUCCAUUGGAUUUUCAUAUGCCUUCCCCAAAGCUGUCACAGUAUUCUUCAAAGAUAUUCAGACAAUAUUCAACGCUAGCUACAGUGAAAUUGCAUGGAUAUCAUCCAUCAUGCUGGCUGUCAUGUAUGCAGGAGGUCCUGUCAGUAGUGUCUUGGUGAACAACUAUGGCAGCCGGCCAGUGGUGAUCGUUGGAGGGUUGCUAUGCUGUACCGGAAUGAUCUUGGCUUCCUUCAGUAACAGUGUGAUAGAACUUUACCUCACAGUUGGCUUCAUUGGAGGUUUAGGAUUAGCGUUCAACCUGCAACCAGCCUUAACAAUAAUCGGAAAAUACUUCUAUAGGCGACGACCCAUGGCAAAUGGCUUGGCCAUGGCUGGCAGUCCUGUUUUCUUAAGCACACUGGCUCCUUUUAAUCAAUACUUAUUUAACAAUUAUGGCUGGAAGGGGAGCUUCUUGAUUUUGGGAGGCAUAUUUUUGCACUCCUGUGUGGCUGGGUGCCUCAUGAGACCUGUCCAGAAAAGUACACGUAAGUCGAAGUCUAAAAGUAAAGUUGGUUCAAGACAUGAUGGAACUGUGAAGAAAGUGAGUAAGGAAUCAACAGCAGAAAAGAUUAAUAAAUUUUUAGAUUUCAGCCUUUUUAAGCAUAGAGGAUUUUUGAUCUACCUAUCUGGAAAUGUCAUUAUGUUUCUAGGGUUUUUUGCCCCUGUUAUAUUCUUGGCUCCAUAUGCUAAAGACAAAGGAGUAGAUGAAUAUUACUCAGCUUUGCUGCUGUCUGUGAUGGCUUUUGUGGAUAUGUUUGCUCGACCUUGUGGAGGUUUAAUAGCCAACUCCAAGUUAAUCCGUCCACGGAUCCAGUACUUCUUCAGCUUUGCAAUCGUGUUCACUGGCGUAUGCCAUCUCCUCUGCCCCCUGGCACAUUCCUAUGCAGCUUUGGUGGUCUACUCUAUAUUCUUUGGUUAUGGAUUUGGAAGUGUGAGCAGUGUCCUCUUUGAAACUCUCAUGGACCUUGUUGGACCUGCCAGGUUUUCCAGUGCCGUGGGACUCGCCACCAUUGUGGAGUGUUGCCCCGUUCUUCUCGGCCCUCCUAUUGCUGGUAAAUUGGUUGAUAAAACUAAAGACUAUAAAUAUAUGUAUAUAGCCAGUGGAGCAAUCGUGGUAAUAUCAGGCAUUUGGCUGUUCAUCGGCAACGCUAUUAACUAUAGACUCCUCGCCAAGGAAAGGAAGAGAGAGAGAGCCAGGAAGAAGAAAUCAGUCACCCAUCCGUCCAGAGAAUCGGAGGCUUUAAGCAGAUCCAAGCAAGACGAUGUUACUGUCAAAGUUUCAAGUGCACACAGUCCUCCGUCAGACAGAGAAAGAGAAAGCAAUAUUUAACGUGUCUCAUCUCAAAUCAGUGUUUAUGAAUUCACUUAUGAGUUUCUUUGUGUUUUUCAAAGUGUUGGACAGGAUUUUAGGUAAAACAAUUGAUCGCCAACAAUGAUGAAAUGAUAAUUUGGGGUUAUGAAAUCAGAAAAUCGAUGUAGAGGCUUAUUUUCAGACUUGACUUGGGGUGUUGUGAUGAGAAAGAAGAAUUUUUAAAUCUUUCCCUGACUUUUAUUUGUAGAAUGAAACCUGCAUCCCAGAAGCCUGGCUUACUUAAGCAUAUGUUUAAUUCCAUAUAAUGUCUCUCCUCAAAAGUUCAUUUUUUUAUUUGAUGUUGUUACAAAGUAAAUUGAAGACAAUUCACACACAAAGAAUCACAUAUAUAAUAUAUAUCCACACAAACACUGAGUAUCUGGAGACCAUAAAGAAAUAAAUUAAUUUGAAAGAAAAAUAUUAUUACAGUCAUUUUUAAGUAAAAGAAAAGCUCCAGGGAGAUAAUGGGACUGUGUUUUACUUGUCUGCAGUUUCACAGUGUGGCUUUAAAAUAACAGUAUGUAUUGAAAGUCAAAAUGCUAAUAACUAAAAAAUUAAGUGAUUGCUAACAUCAGAAAAAAAGUGUUUGUAAAAUAAGCUUGGCAAAAAAAAAAAACAAAAAACAAAACCCAAACCUCCUUUUUCACAGUCAUGCUUGAUUAAUCUGUGCACACAAUUUCUUUAAAAGGUUGCAAUUAGUUCCUGGUGCUGGAAAAGAGAACAACUUCCCUCCCCCCAAGUAAUUUGUAAAAUUUUUACCUAACACAUCAAUUGAAUUAGAAUUUUAGUGAGACUGAACAACCAGCUAAACCCCAUUGAUUUGUAUCUUAGCUCAUAAUGUACAACUUAAUUCUGACUUUUUUAAAAAAAAAAAAACAGGGCUCAAUCCAGAUUCAAUGUUGUGCUGCAAUAACCAAGCCAAAUAAACAAGAAUCCUAGUUGACACCUUCAAGUAGGCAAGAGUCUAUUUUUUCCAACCAAAGAAAUGACACGAGCUUAAUCUUCUGAGUAAUUUGUAAGAUAGAACUGACAAGAGUGGGGGUCAUUAUUGAUCCCACUAAAGUUUUCUAAUUCUUUACUAAAAUAAGCAAAAGCAAAAGAAAAGGAACCCAGGCCUUGACUUCAGACCCUGAAGAUGUCUCAUGGUAGAGGGAACACUUGAAAGUUCUGCUCCCUACUGAUUUAGACUGCCUGUUGCCUGAACAGAAGCGAGACAUUGGAGCUUGAUGGGUGGCAAGACACUUCUAAAAAUACAGGUGUGGGGACUUCUAGAUAUAUAGUUUUAUUACACAGUAUUGACAUGGUGAAGGGUUGUUACUCAGGUUAGUUGAGCAUGUUCUCAUUUUCUUGAGUAAAAGUAACUGGGAUUCAGAAUCAUUCCUAAGACACUUUUGACCGAGCCGCGAUUUCCUAACCUAUAAAUAUCAGCUGAAUUUAAAUAUUGUAUAUGUCUUGUUUAAUUUUAUGAUGAAUAGAUUUACUAUUGAGUGACACCACUCCAGCAAUACCCUCCUCUUUUCUUUGCAGUAAAGGGUGGGUGCUAUUUUUAUUCCUUAGGAAACUCUACAUAGAUACUGCACUUUUAUGACAUCAACAUUAAAGGCUUGAGUCUGUUCUAAAAUUAAUACACUACUUUAAAUGUAGUACACAGGUUAAUAUUUUCAGAUUUGGUUUAUCUUCAUUUAACAUGUGCCCUUUUGAAGAUAUUUAUGAUUUUCAAUCAUUUAAUAAAGAACAGGAUGUGCCAAUAUUUUAAGGAAAUGAAUAAGGGCAACAUGUGGCACCAUAUAACAUACAACGUCCUUCAUUUUUUUUUUGCAGUGUCCUUUUCCUUAACUUGGUUCCACCCAGUCUUGAGUCAGCUAUUUUUGUGUGAUUAUUCCUUUUAUAUCCACUUUUGUUGUCAUAAAAAAUCAUUCUGGUCCAUCAUAAAGAGUUCCAAAAAGAAUGCCUUGCACUCUUUGAAAAUACCUUUUUAAACUAAUAUACUUAUCCGACAGCAGAAGAGGAGGAACAAUAAGGCAGUGACCAUGGGAUUUGUAGUCACACCUGUGUGCUUUGACAUUGCAUGCAUGCAGAGAUACUGUAGGGGGACCCUGGUGCCUUCAUUUCUCCUUGGGAAGAGGUUUAGUUGUGUCAAUAGCUGAAGAAUCAAACCAAAGCCAAGUUGCAUUUCCUUUGCUGCUUCUCAGUUGCCUUAAUUCACUUCACUUCUGAUGGUUAUUGCAUUGAUCUUUAAUGGUGUGGAAGGAUCUCAGAGCACAGGACCUGGUGUGCAGAGUCAUGUCAGAAACGUGACAUUCUAAGUAGGAAUGUCUCUAACAGACAUGUUCUAAGCUAAAGCCAUAACUUGCUUGAAUCAGUAAGAGAACUGUAAUAGAAAUGAAUCUACUUGUUUGCUCUUCCCGGUCCAACUGCAUCUGUUGAAAUACUUGUUUUUUUAAUUAAAUAUUUCAAUGACUGAGCAAAGACUGUUGGCCUAAAGCUUUUGUUCCUAUCUAAUCACAUGGUACAGGAGGAAUGUAAAUAACAUGCUUGUCUGCAACUUUAGUGCUGAAUACAUUCCUGUCACAGAAGAAUACCAGAUUUUAGAUGUUCAAGAUAAGAAACUAAAUCAAUAUCAUUGAAAUCCCCGCAAAAUCCUAAUUAUUAUUCAAAAGAAACUAGAGUACUCUUAAUUUCCAAUCACUAGCUAGUUUAUAUAUUUGCCAUUUGUUAGUUGAACAUCCCUCAUCUUUUGCUAUUUAACCUUAACAAUUUUUUACCAUACAUAGAAAGAUAAAUAGGUAUGGACUUGUUCUUACCUAGUCUUCUUUCUAGGCCAUUUUUGAAGAGGCAAGUGAGUGGGCUAGGCAGUAAUAUGUAUCACAUUGAAGACAUGACAUUUUUUCAGUAUAAAUUCACAUGACUCAUAGAGUUCUCCUUUUCGUUCUGUCUUCCAACCACCUUCACUUUAGCCACACUCCACCUGAACACCAAAAGAGAAAUGAAACAAUGAAACAAUUGGAUUUGAUAUGCACAAAAGUAUUCUGUGAGGAUGUAAUUGUCUACUCACUUGCUUCUAACCCUAUGACAUGACAAUCAAGAACACAGGAAAGUAUUAGUAAAAUUUUAUAUAGACAUUAUAAUUAGUUGAAAUUACAUUUUCCAAAAAUGUCUUACAAAGAAAAAACUCAUAUAUAGGCUAUUUCCAACCUUUAAUAGAAUAAAUUAUCCUAAAUGUUUGGUUCAGUUUAAUGGGAGAAUACAAAGUGAAGAAGGAGGUAAGAAAUCCAUGAUAUACAUUUUGCCUACACAAUGCCUUUUAAUAUUAAAACCAAAGCCAUACUAGAAGUCAUUACUUUGAUAUAAGAGAGUCUCAGUCUCUCUCUCUCUCUCUCUCUCUCUCUCUCUCUCUCUCUCCUCUCUGUCUCUCUCUGUCUCUCUCUCUCUCUCUCACACACACACACACACACACAUACACACACACACACACACUGACAGAGCUCAGGAAAUUUUUCUAGAGUUAAAAAUAGUGUAUUGCCCAACCAAAAUGUAUGGGUUUAUCUAAAAGCAGAAAGUUCUUAGAGAAUUCACUCAGUUUCCACAUAAAACUGAUAGUGUCAAAAGCAAGUAAAAAGACAUACAAAAGAGUAAAUUUUAUAUGGGAAAUGAGACUUAACUGCAAUCUAUAUUAUAAUUUAUUAUUUGUUCACUAGAAACUGAAUUUUCUAUAUGCAAAAUAUAAUUUCAAAUGGCCUGUUUCUCUCAUCAGUUCAAAUUAUCUCAAAAAUUAUCUCAAGUAAUGAUUAUAUAGAAUAACUAAAAGUGCUUUAUUAAAUCCUUUUCUCAUAUAAAUAAUGGUAUGUUUCUAUGACUCAGGUGUAAUGUAUUUUCCCUGAAGUUGGAGUAAAGAACGUUCUUUAGUACACAUAAGCUAAUCCUAUAUUUGUUCCUACCUGUGAUGUAAACUGUAAUAAUUGCUUACUAUAGAACAUGAUAAUUUGAAUUUUAGUGACUAUCCCAUUUAUAGGACUACCCCAGGAACCAAGAAAUAUGUAUGCGAUUGAUAAGAUUAAAGUAAUUCAAUUCAUUAAUAUAGUAUCUACUUAUUUUCAUUAUUUGACAAAACAUAUCCUGAAUAGGUAGUUACUUUUCAAGUUCCUCUGAGCAUGCUCCUUGUUCUCUUGUCUCGUGGAGAACACAACCAUGACCGCCUUUGUCAUCUUGUCUUGCUAGACAUUUGAAGAGCUUAUGCAUCCCACCUCGUUUGAGGAGCUAGGUCUAAAGGCAGGUUUCCUCAUGAUGGUGUCAUCUGUGGAUGACGCCAUCUGUGGUGCAGAGGGUUUUGCUCAUCUGCGAUUUGCAAGAAUAGCCUCCCUGAAGCUCUAUAUACUUCAUGUAAAAACGAUACAUGUUCACAAAUAGGAAAAGCCUCCUAGUCUAGGCUUGAAUAUUCUGAGAUUGGAAAGGUAUUUGUGGUCUAGAAGACACAUAAGUGUAUGUAAGAUAAAUUCACAAUUGAGUCUAGUUUGGCAGAACCUAGCAAAACAAAUCAUUCUCUCCUGGGCAUUUGCCUUCUGGAGUUUUCCCAAUAUUUCUAAAAGUGCCUCGUACCUUCAAGAACUGGGAUUAGCCGUGCUGUGCACUGUUUUACUAAUCCAGCGUUGCCCCGUGCACACACGCACCACAGCUGUUUGCAAUAAGGUCACUCAGAUGUUUUUCAAAUCUUGACAUUUAAUCCUGCCACUUCUACAGAUCUGAAUUCUUUGGGUCCCUGCACUUCCACAUUUGAGAACACAGGCUAAAGUCAAAAGACACCCAUGUCAGAAACUCUCAUGUCAUAAAAACACAAGUGGUCUUUGUUGACACCCUUAAAUGAACAGUGUACUGAGACCAUUAUAUUUACCAUUCAGAUUUAGUCAUCUUUGCUUCAAGUGUUCACACUCAGUAGACUUUGCAUCUUCACGCAGUAUUAUUAUAAGGUUAGACGGCAUCUCUAUGCUUUCUUUGAUACCUUCAUGAACACAGCUUGAAAAAAUUGUGAUAAUGAGUAUUAUGGAUAACGUUCUUGCAAGUCUCACGUUGAGCAAAGUUAACAUUGACAUUGAACAAAAUCACCCCUAUUCCAGUCCCAGGUGCUUUGUUUUCCUUAACACCCCUCUCUCUGCCUUUAUUUCUUAAUUUUGAAUUAAUUUCCUUUUUCUGUAAUGUUUGGAUAAAAGCCUUUAAGAUUUUUGUCCUCCCCUUUUGGAUAUUUUCCACGUAGAAUAUUUCCUUGCUGGUGGUUUGAUGACACUGUCAUUGUUCUCGUGGUCUUUUGUUUUCGAGUCUUCAUAGACAACCUGUUAAUUAGGUAGCAACAUUCAGCAGUCAUGGAGAAGGCCAGUAUAUGCUGAAUUUAUUAACGUAACAGUGACUAAGUUUUCUUUAAAUGAUAAAGCCAGCUUUUGUUUCUUUGUUUUUAAUGUGAAUGGCUAAAUAAGCUAUG